UCCCGGAGUCUGCCUUUAAAUAGGCCCCAAAACCUCUUCUUCUUCUUCUCUCUCUCUCUCUCUCUGUCUGUCUGUGAAAGAUCAAGAUCGAAUAGGAAAAGAGUGUUUGAUGGCUUCUUCGGUGAGCAAUGGAGUGCCCGAGACUGGGAGCGGGUUGAUAGUGAGUUUCGGGGAGAUGCUGAUAGACUUCGUGCCGACGGAGUCGGGGGUGUCGCUGGCGGAGGCGCCCGGAUUCCUCAAGGCGCCAGGGGGGGCACCCGCCAACGUGGCGAUCGCCGUGUCAAGGCUGGGCGGGAAGGCGUCUUUCGUCGGCAAGCUCGGCGAAGACGAUUUCGGCCGUAUGCUCGCCGGGAUCCUCGACCAGAACGGCGUCGAUGGCCGCGGCAUCAACUUUGACCAGGGCGCCCGCACCGCCCUCGCCUUUGUCACUCUGCGCGCCGACGGCGAGCGCGAGUUCAUGUUCUACCGCAACCCCAGCGCCGACAUGCUCCUCCGCCCCGACGAGCUCAACGUCGAGCUCAUCAGAUCCGCUAAAGUAUUUCACUACGGAUCGAUAAGCUUGAUCGUGGAGCCAUGUAGAUCAGCACACCUGAAGGCAAUGCAGGUGGCCAGAGAUGCUGGUGCCCUACUCUCCUACGACCCGAAUCUCCGGCUGCCGUUGUGGCCCUCGCCUGAGGAGGCCCGUGAGCAGAUAAUGAGCAUAUGGGACAAGGCAGAUGUGAUCAAGGUGAGUGAUGUGGAGCUGGAGUUCCUCACAAGUAGUGAUAAGAUUGAUGAUGCCUCAGCAUUGUCAUUGUGGCACCCCAACCUGAAGCUCCUCCUCGUCACUCUUGGUGACAUGGGCUGUAGAUACUACACCAAGAAUUUCCAUGGAGCAGUAGAGGCUUUUCAUGUCACCGCAGUGGAUACAACUGGUGCUGGAGAUUCAUUUGUUGGUGCCCUACUCUGCAAGAUUGUUGAUGACCAAUCCAUACUUGAAGAUGAACAAAGAUUGAGGCGAGUGCUGAAAUUCGCAAAUGCAUGUGGAGCCAUUACAACUACCAAAAAGGGAGCAAUCCCUGCCCUUCCAACUGAGCCUGAAGUUAUCACCCUGCUUGAAGCAUAGAUAACAUUGUUGCAUCUCUUUCUUCCAACUCUUUUUUUUUUCCCCCUUUGGAGGACCUUUUUUCUUCGUGUUUUCUUUCUAGGUGCUGUUUUCAGCUGUGAAUUAAAGAGGGUUUCCACUCUCAUUUUUAAGUUGCGCAUCAGGGUCUUGAUCUUGCAUCUGACUUACACCCGUAUUACCUGCUGGUAAUCUUGGGAAGACGGCUUGGUUUUUGAGCAAAUAAAGUUUUUAUUAUGUUUGGCAA
Molecule: messenger RNA, 1349 nt
Organism: Alnus glutinosa
Lineage: Eukaryota; Viridiplantae; Streptophyta; Magnoliopsida; Fagales; Betulaceae
Product: probable fructokinase-1
Exons: 4
Coding region: 110-1105 (331 amino acids)
Biological process (GO): fructose metabolic process
Cellular component (GO): cytosol
Molecular function (GO): fructokinase activity
Source: RefSeq, a predicted model, not a curated record